Messenger RNA from Theobroma cacao (cacao), 1160 nucleotides. The record is from RefSeq and is a predicted model, not a curated record. NCBI's taxonomy places the organism in Eukaryota, Viridiplantae, Streptophyta, Magnoliopsida, Malvales, Malvaceae.
CAUGCUUGGAAUCGUUAUUGGGUUGCCCAAGUUUCAGCUGUGGAGAUUGCAAGUUUUACCUCCAUAAAAAAUGUGCCGAGGCACCUUCUGAAAUUAGUCAUUCCCCUUUUCAUCGGAGAUGGGGAUGUAUUAUAUAAUUGAUCAAGUAAAUGAUGAAGAUGAGGAGUCUAGUGAAAAGUUAGCUACAAAUUCUUCCAUCACUUGUGUCAUUGAAAUGAACCAACAUGAAGAAGCCACAAAGAUAAAACACUUUAGGCAUGACCAUGUCUUAACACUAGGUAACAAGAUCAAGGAAGAUGAUGAUAAACAUUGUGAUGCGUGCAUGCUAUCAAUCUCAACUCCCUUUUACUAUUGUUCACAAUGCGACUUCCUUCUCCACAAAACCUGUGCUGAAUUACCUAGGAAAAAACACCAUUGGUUUCAUCAAUCUCUUACCACCCUCGAUUCUGGGGUCUUUUUCAAAUGUGCUCAAUGCAAUCGUUUCUGCAGUGGAUUUGUUUACAAAAGUGACAAAGAGUCUCGCAGUAAAUUCUGUCUAAGGUGUGCUAGAAUUUCUCAUACCCUCAUAUGUCAAGGACAUGAACACUUUCUCUUUUUUGAUUUUAAGUUCAAGGGGCAAUGCAGCGCUUGUGGUGCCACUUGCAAAAAUGGUGUAUACAGAUGUAAAGAUUGUAGUACUUUUGCUUUGGAUUUUGCAUGCAUUACACUACCACAAGCAAUUCGCUGCAAGUGUGAUAAACACUUUCUAAAACUUACUUUUCAUGAUGACAAUGAUGAUCCAGAAGAAUAUUACUGUGACAUAUGUGAAGAAAAAAGAGAACCAAACCAUUGGUUUUAUCAUUGUACAGUUUGUGAUAAUUCUGCUCAUCCUAAAUGUGUUCUUGGAAAAUAUCCAUUUAUGAAGAUCAAGAUAGGUGUCACUUUCCCAGAUGAUUAUCACCCUCAUGAUCAUCCUCUCGUUUUUGUCAAAAAGAGUUAUGACACCUGCUCUAUAUGUGGUCACCCUUGCCAAGAUGUAGCUCUUGAAUGUAAACUUUGUACACCCAACUAUACCUUCCAUUGCAAUUGUUAUUGGGGAUAUUUGAGUUUCUUAGGUUUGUUGUAAAAUGGGGGUGCAGUUGUUGUAUGUUUCAUUGUUUUAUGUGUUUCUGUUCAAUAAA